This is a messenger RNA of Gryllus bimaculatus (two-spotted cricket), 2471 nucleotides long. The record is from the annotation of a GenBank genome assembly. NCBI's taxonomy places the organism in Eukaryota, Metazoa, Arthropoda, Insecta, Orthoptera, Gryllidae.
AUCUCCCAAGUCCUUUUCCCCAAUACCCCUUCCUCUCCUCCUCACCCAAUCACUAUUUUCUUAGGGUGUAUCGGACCAUAGAGCAGAAUACUUAUAACAGUAUCUUCCACUUACCGGACUCUCUGCCCUUGAUUAGCCUCCUUCUGUAGAUUUCACACUUUGUUUCGAAAGGAGCGGUCAUUCGCUUUAAUCUAUCGGAUCAGUAGUGCCAUCUCCGAACACGUUUCUUUCAGGAAGGCCAACGUUUCAGAUGGAAUCUCGCAUUUGUGUGAGUGCAUGUGCCAGAGUUUAAAAAUGGCGGCUCCCAUUAAGAAACGUGCUGUUAAUCCUCUUGAUAAUAAUCCUUUGCAGAAAAAAGAUGAAUCUGGAAGUAGCCACGACGAAGGUUCCGAUGGAGAAGAUCUCGAAGGUCAACCGAUCCAAGAGCAUAUACAAGUUGAUUUUGAAGGAAGAAAUCCAUGCGAUUCGGAUUUUCAUGGGAUAAAACAGCUCCUCCAACAAUUGUUUUUGAAGGCGCAUGUGGAUUUAUCACAGUUGACAGACCUUAUCAUUGGUCAAAACUACGUUGGAAGUGUUGUGAAGCAAAGUGCCAAUGAUGAAGAUGAUGACGACGAUGAUGAGAGUGAUGCUAAUGAUGUGUUCGGGAUCACAUCAGUAAUUAAUCUCACUGAUAAACAGAAUUUAGAAUGUGUUCAACAGCUGCGCACAUUGUUGGUUGAAUUAUGUGAUGAACAUGGUUCAGAUCAAGCAAUUACAUUUGUGAGAACCUUACUAGGUGAUGAUGCUAGACCUGUUGGGCUUAUAAUUAAUGAACGUUUUGUAAAUAUACCAGUUCAGAUUGCUGUUCCUCUUCUUGACAGCUUGAGCAAAGAAAUAAAACGAGCUAAGGAGAAGAAGAUGCCAUUCAAUUUUAGUUACUUCAUUGUAAUUUGUAAAUUAUAUAAAAUGGAAGGUACUACAAAAAGAAACAAGAAAAAGAAUAAAAAACUUCAAUCGUCCUCAGAAGAACUUGAAAUACUGUGGUCAAAUCCUGAAGAGGAACUUAUUGCUAAGGAGGCAGAGUGCUUCUUUGAAUUCAGUGUGAAGAAAGAAUCUGAUUCUGGCCUUAGUGGUCAGUGGCUGGAAGAUGACGAAGAGAUGACUCCGUACAGAAGGGUACUUUUGGUUCCUGCCAAUAAACUUGAUGGUAUUAUUGAACAAGUGAAAAAAUUUGUCGCUUAGCUUAUCUGUAUGCUGCAGAAAAAAACUUAAAUUUUUAUCCAUAUCAUAUAUAGCGAAAAUUUUAUGUCAUAUUUACUCACUUUUUCUGUUAUAAUUCUACAGACUUAAAAGAAGUAGUAGAAAAUGAAGUAAUAUUUUUGUUAGCUCUUUAUUUGUUGGGUGCGAAAUAGGAUUGCCCUGUUAACAUGAAAUUGAUCAUGUUUUAAUUUGUACAUUUUGCAAACAGGCCAUUUAUUGUUCAUAUGCAAAUUUUCUUGAGUAUUGUAUCCUGAAUUUUUGAAAUAUAUUAUAGUCUCUCAACUUUUGUGUAUAAUUUGUGCACAAUGCUUAAUCAAGUAAUAUGACACUAUAGACAAAACAUUGUAAGUAGUCAUGUAAUUAUCGUGUAAUAUGCAUGCAGUAAUGCAAUUUGAGGUAAAGUAUUAUUCUAAAUAAAAUGAUAUGCAUGAAUGGGGAUUGACAGGUUUACCAAUCCAUUUUGAAAAGAAAUAAAAAAUACUUUUGUUCUAAAUACAUUCUCAAUGUCAUUAAUUUUUUUAUUACCAUCAUUGCAAAGAAAGUUUCCUAGUUUAACAACUAGUUUUUUUUUGUUGUGACAUUCAGUUGGUAAUUAUGUAAGUUUUGUGAAAAUAUUAGAAGCAAAAUAAAAGAAAUUUCUUUGAAUGAUUGUGUGAGUAAAUAUGAUAUUUAAUAUAGAUGUCUGCUUUCAAUACUACACCAUUCGUUAAUAAGAAUGGGUGCUUGUACUGUAAGUGUGUUAUUGAAGCAUAAUGUCUCCGUCAUUUUCAUGGGAUUGCAUGAAUAACUGCUCAGUGUUUCUCAUGCACAGCUUCAAAAUUCAUUAUGACUAUGAUACAUGAUUCAUUAGUAAAUGAAGGAACAGACGGUGUUUUCUCUUAGCAAUUGUCAUUUAUUCUUUAAGCUGUUGACUUAUGCUGAUAUGACACUAGAUUUUUGUUUUGUAAAGUUUGUAUAUGACUUACAAGAAUGAACAUUUGUGUAGUAUCCAAGAAAUGUUUCAAAAACAUUUGGUAGAGCUGUGCUGGGAAGUAAAUGACUACUGAAUUUUUCAACAUAAAUUUGUAAGGAUUUUCUACUGUGCUGAAUUAUUUUGUGAUACAUUAGUGAUUUUGUAAGUUGUAAGUCAAAUGCAUGAAUGUUUGUCAUUGAUUGGACCUCUGGUGCUUAAUGAAGUUUUAUAAUAGUGUUUUGUAUCCUGAAUAAAGACAAUAUUGAAUGCAUUUUCUGAA